Molecule: messenger RNA, 1767 nt
Organism: Theobroma umbraticum
Lineage: Eukaryota; Viridiplantae; Streptophyta; Magnoliopsida; Malvales; Malvaceae
Product: putative xyloglucan galactosyltransferase GT15
Molecular function (GO): glycosyltransferase activity
Source: RefSeq, a predicted model, not a curated record
UUUUUUGAUUCGUUUAGCUGCAAUGAAAUUUCAUGUAUUGAUAAGAGAAUUUUGUGUUGGGAAGCCCAUCAAGAGCAAAUGGAGAAACCAGUCAGGAAGAAAAUAUUGCACCAAUCAAUUCUGGUUUGUCCUGUUUUUUUCCAUUGUUUUAUUCUUUUUAUUGCUCUGUCUUCAUCAUCUGUUUUUCUUUGGGAGGAUGGAGGGGUUCGUUUAUUUCUCUAGCAGUGAUAGUUCAAAGUAUCGGUCAAUUUAUUUUACUAGAAAUUCAAUUGAUACUAAAACCUCAUUAGACGACUCAAAGAAGAAGAUUUCUAGUUCAGAUGGUCAUGAAAACACUAGCAGAAAGCUAGAGAAGAAUAAAGAUUUCUGCUCGGGUCGAUACAUUUAUAUUCAUGAUCUUCCUAAGCGAUUCAAUGAAGAUGUGCUCAAGAAUUGUCAGCUGCUGACCAGGGCUACUGAUAAAUCCAGUAUGUGUACAUAUAUUGAAAACUCUGGUUUAGGUCCUCAGAUUGAAAGUUCUGAUGCUUUGGAUUUAUGGAAGAACAGUUGGUUUUCGACGAACCAAUUCUUGCUAGAGUUUAUUUUCCAUAACAGAAUGAAGAAAUACAAGUGCUUAACCAAUGAUUCCUCGAUCGCCUCUGCUAUUUUUGUGCCAUACUAUGCUGGUCUGGAUCUUCGUCGUUAUCUAUGGGGAUUCAAUACCUCUAUGAGAGAUUCAUCAGGUCUUGAUUUGGUUAAAUGGCUUGCAGGAAAACCCGAAUGGAAAAGCAUGUGGGGUAAGGAUCAUUUCUUAAUUUCGGGGAGGAUUGCUCGGGAUUUCAGGAGACAAUCAAACAGGAAGUCUGACUGGGGUAGCAAGUUCAGGUUCCUGCCGGGGUCUGAGAACAUGUCAAUGUUAACAAUCGAAUCAGGGUCCUGGAAAAAUGACUUUGCUGUACCAUAUCCUACAUACUUCCAUCCUUCAACAGAUAACGAGGUUUUUCAAUGGCAGGAACUAAUGAGAAGACAAAACCGGCCUUACUUGUUCUCUUUUGCCGGUGCCCCAAGAUCAAGACAGAAAGGUUCGAUAAGGAGUGAGAUUAUCGGCCAAUGCCAAGCUUCAAAGAAGUUAUGCAAUUUACUAGACUGUGAUUCUGUUGGGCACAAAUGUGAUGAUCCAGUAAAUUUGAUGAAGCUGUUUCAAAGCUCAAUCUUUUGCUUGCAACCUCCAGGGGAUUCACUGACCAGAAGGUCAACUUUUGAUUCCAUUUUGGCUGGUUGUAUUCCAGUCUUCUUCCAUCCAGGGAGUGCUUAUUCACAAUAUGUAUGGCAUUUACCAAAGAACUACACCAAGUAUUCUGUGUUUAUAUCACCGAAGAAUUUGAGACUAGGAAAAGUUAGCAUCAACCAGACAUUGCUUGGAGUUUCGAAGGAUGAAGAAUUAGCAAUGAGAGAAGAGGUCAUAAGAUUGAUUCCAAGGAUUAUUUAUGCCAAUCCCCGGUCUAGAUUGGAGAGUAUUGAAGAUGCAUUUGAUUUAGCAAUCAAGGGAAUUCUGAAGAGAAUAGAGACAUUUAGGAAAUUGAUCAUUAGUUAAGGGGAAGUGGUCUCGGAUUAGAAUUUAGAAGCUGAUUUGUAGAUUCCCAAAGUUUUAAACAAGCAGGUGAGGAAUUUUUUUUAUUGUAAACCCACUUGGAAAUAGAUGGUCAAUAAUAAUUUUCCGAGGUAUUGUCACACAAUUUGCAUAUGUAGCAAUUUACUUUGGCAUACGACUGCCACCAUUUGUGCUAA